AUGGAGUACAUUGGAAUCACACUUCUGUGGAUUUGUUAUUAUCAUUCAACUCAGGCUUGCUGUCCUACUUGGGCAACUGGAAGUUCCUACAAUCCCCAUACAGGAAAAUGUCAUAAAGUUUCUAAUGAUAAAGAGAGUUGGGCUGCCAGUAGAAGUGCAUGUCGGAAUCUAGGAGCUGUACUAGGAAUCGUCGACACAGUCAAUGAUACCAACUUUGUUAGAGGACUAAGAGGUGGUGAUAUUUGGAUGGGCAUCAAUGAUUUAGAGACGGAAGGCGUGUUUACUCACAAUGGAAAGAACAUUACUGUUGAGCUUUGGAAGGACGGUCAGCCAAACGGAGACAUUUAUGAUGACGGCCAGGAUUGUGUCAUAAUUGAUAGCAACAAAGAAUGGCAAGACAAACAUUGCGACAAACCCUACCAUUUUCUCUGUGAAUGGCCUGUAGUGAAAGACGAAUCCAGUGAAAAUUAUCACGCAUAG
Molecule: messenger RNA, 480 nt
Organism: Lottia gigantea (owl limpet)
Lineage: Eukaryota; Metazoa; Mollusca; Gastropoda; Lottiidae
Exons: 4
Coding region: 1-480 (159 amino acids)
Source: RefSeq, a predicted model, not a curated record